CUGUUCGAACAUUUUUAAAAGAGACAGGCUUGUGUUUUGGUCUUGUCUUGUUUCAUUCAAAUCAUUCAUUAAGUAUUAACAUUAAGACAUUAUUGAAAUUAAGCAUUUUUAGGUUGUGUCUUACAAAUUCUAAUCAAAUCCAAUUCGAGUUUCAAACUAAUGAAUUUCAAUUUACUUUAUACUUUGUAACUCAAAUACCUAAAACGAGGUUAAUUUAUUACAAAUCUAUGUUUUUCAUACCAUAUUAUCAAUUUUUAUUCAUGUUAGUGUAACCUUUGGACUUCAAAGACCGUUUCAAACUUUCAAUAAUGACGUGGAUUUAUAUAUAAUUACUUAUCGCUACUUUAUAUUUGUAAUAGUGUAAUUCAAGGUGUCAUUAGAAAACAGAAGCAUUCGAAGAUUUGAAGAAAAGAAUGGAACUGAUCGGCAGUAUACAGAACUACCACUGGGGCCAGAAGGGUAGUGCUAGCAUAGUUGCUCGUCUAGCCGCUGGGAUUGCCAGUGACGUGGUGGACGAGAAUCGGGCCUAUGCUGAGCUGUGGAUGGGAACUCACGUGAGCGGCCCGGCCACGGUGCGAGCCACAGGUCAGCUUCUCGCUGAUUGGCUGCUCCAAAAUCAACACAAACUUGGUGAAAAAGUACUGACAACGUUUGGCGCUCAAGCGCAGUUGCCGUUUCUAUUCAAAGUUCUGUCGGUCAAACAGCCGCUGUCGAUUCAGGCACAUCCUGACAAGGCUUUAGCUGGAAAACUGCAUUCGCAGCGGCCAGACAUCUAUAAAGACGCAAAUCACAAGCCAGAGCUGGCUAUUGCAUUAUCAGAAUUUGAAGCUCUUUGUGGCUUCAGACCUCUUGCAGAGAUCAAACAAUUUAUGGAAGAUGUUCCUGAACUCAGGUCAAUUAUAGGCGAUGAAAUAUUGUCAGAAUUGCAAACGUUGAAUAGCGACCAUCCACGUCAUGUUUUGGAAAAAUGCUUACGGGUGCUGCUUACAACGGCGGAUGAUGCAAUUGAAAAAAAACUCAGUAAACUAAUAUCUCGAAUGAAAAGCAUGGAUGAAGCAAGUCGAAAGUCAGUAUAUGCCGACCUGGUUGAGAGAUGCCACCAAUAUUAUCCGGGCGAUGUGGGUUGCUUUGGGCCCUACUUCUUCAAUCAUGUGACGCUCAAGCCUGGUGAAGCCUUGUACUUGCCAGCCAGCGAGCCCCAUGCUUAUAUUUCAGGAGAUUGCGUGGAAUGCAUGGCCUGCUCGGAUAAUGUGAUUCGCGCCGGACUGACGCCCAAACUGAAGGACGUGGACACUCUCUGCUCAAUGCUGUCCUAUGCUUGUGAGGCUGCUCAUAGCAAACUGUUCAGGGGCCAAUUGCAAAACGAAUUCUGCACUCUCUUCUGUCCGCCUGUGCCCGAUUUCGCUGUUGCCAGAUUCCAAAUACCCGCUGGUAAAACGUGUACAAUGGCGGCGCGAGAUUCUUCUUCCAUUAGCAUCGUAAUUAGUGGUGAAGGUACUAUUGACAGUAAUUGUCAAAUUGGGCGUGGUUCUAUAUUAUUUAUAGGCGCGCAUGAAACUAAAACAGUGACGGUUAUAUCUGACUUGGUACUAUUUCAAGCCUUUGCCAAUGUAUGAUCGAGCCUUUGAACGCAGUUCAAUUAAUAGAUUGAAUGGAUAAAAUACGCAUUCCAGUGGUAAAUGCACAACAGAUAACCCAGAAAAAAAGUGACCCAUCAGAAACACUGAAGUACUUCAUAGGCUGAAAUAAAGGAAAAUAUACUCUACAAAAAUGCUAAUAUUCUCUUGAAUUUCCUGUAAUCAG
Nilaparvata lugens (brown planthopper) is the source of this 1803-nucleotide messenger RNA. RefSeq names its product mannose-6-phosphate isomerase (gene Mpi). Gene Ontology annotation, cellular component: cytosol. The record is from RefSeq and is a predicted model, not a curated record. Gene Ontology annotation, molecular function: zinc ion binding; mannose-6-phosphate isomerase activity. NCBI's taxonomy places the organism in Eukaryota, Metazoa, Arthropoda, Insecta, Hemiptera, Delphacidae. The transcript is spliced from 7 exons. Gene Ontology annotation, biological process: carbohydrate metabolic process; GDP-mannose biosynthetic process. The coding region runs from base 414 to 1616 and encodes 400 amino acids.